CAGUAUCCUCAAAAAAAAAACAUUCAUAUUUUCAUUACAAGACUAUCUCUUCUUCUUUCUUUUUUUUUCUCUAAUCCAAAAAAGCUCAAUCUUGUACUAUGGGUAACUAUAUUUCUUGCACUUUAUCAGGACCAGGAGGCAACAAACAAUCAAGAGGGAUAAAAGUUAUAUUCCCAUCUGGUGAAAUUAGGCAUUUUUAUCAACCGAUUAAAGCAGCAGAGAUUAUGAUGGAAACUCCUAAUUUCUUCCUUGUAAACACUCGAUCACUUCAUAUUGGAAGGAGAUUUUCUGCGUUAAAUGCAGACGAAGAUCUUGAAAUGGGAAAUGUUUAUGUUAUGUUUCCAAUGAAAAGAGUGAAUUCUUUUGUAUCAGCAGGUGAUAUGGGUGCUCUGUUACUUACUGCGAACUCUGUUUCCAAAAGGGUGUCGAUAGGGAGUUUUAGAAUCUUGCCUGAAUCAUCAACUGAAGAGAAUUUUUCUGAAAAAUCGACUUUGCCUAAGUUGAAUUUGGAUGAUAUUGAAGAUUUUUCAAGUGAAGAAUUUAAGCAUAGAUUGUCUAUGUGUAGAUCGAAGAAGCCAUUGUUGGAAACUAUUGCUGAAGAACCAGUUUGUUUAAGAUGAGGAUUUUGAACAAAUUUUAUUAAAUCAAAUUCUCUUUUGAAUUUUAGAAAGGAGAAAUUAUUCUUUUGAACAUUAGGAUAUAUGAUUUACAUUUAUCAUUUAAUUCACAAAUUCUGUUUUUUUUUUUUAUUCAAUUGAUAUAUUUUUUUUGAGUGAGGCUAAGAUUGAAGGAUCGAGAGCUGAACUUUUGUAUUGGGGACAUAAAGAAAGUUUAUGGUAAUUGUAAAUUUUUUAACUUUGUGAAAA
Messenger RNA from Solanum pennellii, 866 nucleotides. RefSeq lists its product as uncharacterized. Bases 99 to 620 code for a protein of 173 amino acids. The transcript has a single exon. NCBI's taxonomy places the organism in Eukaryota, Viridiplantae, Streptophyta, Magnoliopsida, Solanales, Solanaceae. The record is from RefSeq and is a predicted model, not a curated record.